Messenger RNA from Equus quagga, 3253 nucleotides. Its product is annotated as glutamate formimidoyltransferase-like. Gene Ontology annotation, molecular function: transferase activity; folic acid binding. Bases 430 to 1416 code for a protein of 328 amino acids. The transcript is spliced from 6 exons. Lineage: Eukaryota; Metazoa; Chordata; Mammalia; Perissodactyla; Equidae. The record is from RefSeq and is a predicted model, not a curated record.
CCAGGCGGCCCAUGUGACCCUGGAACACCCUACCCCGGAGGUCCCCGCCGCGGCUUCCAGCUCGGAGCACGCGCUGCCCCCUCGUCACCCAGGCUCUCUGCGACCCUACAGGUGCUAAUGGUGGUGCGCGCGCAGGAGGCAGGUGACCGGCGGGCCCGUCGCGAUCUGCUGCGCUCCGGGUUGGCCCUGCCAGCUCCUCCUGGGGCCGCAGGUUUUUGGUCUGUCGCCGGAAGUAAUCGAGCAGUUGUUGAAAGGCUGGGCGAUCUAGGAUCGCGCUCUCCCGAGCCACAGUGUUUUGGGGGCUUGCUCUGGGUCACUUUUUUAGAGGAGGGAGAGAAGUCUUUAACCCUUUUUACUGACAAUCCUGACUGCUCUUCAGAAGCGUGGUACUGCUGCUGAUUUCAGCUUUUGCUGUGAAGAAAAAUCACCAUGUCUUCCUCCAGACUGGGGCUUCGUUUGGCUGCCUGUUUACUAAACAUUUCAGAAGCCAGAAGAAAAAACAUUGUUGAGAACAUAGCAAAAGCAGCUCUUCUUGAAAAAAAUGGACAGAAACACCCUGAAGUAUCCGUGCUCAAUAUAUUUUCUGAUCGAGACUACAACAGAUCGGUCAUUACAAUAGCAGCUUCUGUUGAUGACUUAGGCAAUUCUGUUCUGGCUGCCUGCUUGGAGGCCUUCCAGUCCAUCAAUAUGGAGCUUCAAGAGGGGGUCCACCCUUGUCUGGGAGCGGUGGACCUGAUUCCAAUCUACCCUUUGUCUGGUGUCAGUGUGGAAGAGUGUGGAGCCGUGGCCAGAAGCCUUGCUGAGAGUCUGCUGCUGCGCGCGCCCGGCUGCAGCCUGUUUCUCUUUGGGGAGGCCGACCUGCCUGAGAAGCGCACUCUCGUCCAGAGAAGGAAGCAGUUGGGCUGGUUCACGAGGAGGGAUUUCAGCGCUCUGGAACCCGACCUGGGAGCUGCGCCUGCCAGGAGAUGUGGUUUAACAGGCAUUGGCGCUAGCCCGUAUGUGAUGAACUGCAAUGUUACCAUAGACUCUCAAGACUUGGCUGUGGGAAAAGAGAUUGCUGCUGCCAUUCGGGGCUCAAGUGUGAAUGGAUUGAAGGGCAUCCAAGCGAUGGCUUUUCCUCAUGAAGGGAAAAUUGAGAUAGCUUGCAACGUAGAGAGUUUUGAAGAUCAAGAAGCUACAGAAACCUCAGAAGAAUCUCAAUACAUGGCCUUCAGUGUCCUUGGGGACCAUUUUUCUUAUGUAUCUCCUCAUUACAUAGAAGCUCAGGUUAAAAAGUUGGCGAGUGAUCGGGGAAUUGGUACCAUAGGGAGAGCAUUAAUUGGAUUUACACCCCAAGAAUGCAAGAACUGUGCCGAAUAUGCUAUAAAGGAAAGUAUUGGAGAAUUCUGGAGGAUACGAGGAGGUGUUUUCAUGUGAUCCAAUCUAAGAUUUUGUUGAAAUUUUAAGGAAAACGAUCAAUCAUUACAAAGUUUUCUUUUGACCAGUGAAGAUGAGGGGAAGAUACAAAGAGCUUGGUUGUAGCUGUGUUUUGGAAAAUUAGGAGCAUUCUCUAUUCAGCAACAACAAGUGUUUAUAGAUUGUCCGUAAUUGCCCUAUGAUAUUUCUAGUCGUCAUUAAAACUUCUCGAGAACCUACUCUGCAUCAAAUUUCUGCUCUUGUGUGUGUUAGCAGCGCUGCUGAGUCAUCUGGGUAAAAUGGCCCUCGUUGCUGAAUCACCUUUUUUCUUUUCAAAGGUUCAGAACGGCUCUUUAUUCAGUCCCUCCUUCCUCAUCCUCAAGAGAAGAGACUAUUAACCUUUUUUUUUUUGAAUCACCUUUAAUUAUUGUGUACAAAACUAAAAAUGGACUCAAUUUAUUUGGUUCUUCUGAACUCUUUAUUUCCAAGUUCUGUAGUCAACUCUCAUAUUCUGAGUAAUCAUUUUUUUUAAAUGUACACUUUAAAGAAAUCAAACUAAGUGACUAAAACUGGGGAGAAUUAUAAAAUAAGGUUACUCUUUCAAAGCAUGGUUGUUCUUUCUUGCCUUUCUACUCUUAGGAUGACCCAUUGUUCAUUCUGGAGAUGACUCCAAAAGCCAGAUUUAUCUAAUUUUCCUAUGUUUAUGUAUGGAGAUGGAAUGACGCUGUUGGCCAUGACGCCAAGGAAUUGGGGAAUUUAACUGAAAAGUCUGAAGCUUUCGGGAAUAUAUUGCUCUUGAGCAAAGAGAAGGGCGUUGGUGGAAGCAUUGUAUUUGAAAGAAAUAAAAAUAUGCUGCCUCUUUAUGAAGUAAAAGAAGCCACUUGUUGAUUCUGGCAUUUUGGUGUAAAUCCUUAGUAUUUAUAUUGCUUUAGAACAAGGUACUUUCUAUCCAUAAAGCAUACAGAAAUGAAUUUUUCCAUAGAUUUUUUUUUCUUGCUAAAGAAAGAUUAUGGUCUUGUCUAAUAAAGCACAUAAUGUGAAUUUAUUUUAAUUAAUUAAAAAUAAAUAAAGAGGUUGAACUCAAUCUUUUUAUAGGACCCAGUAGUUUAUCCUAGUAUUGUUUUUACUUAAUUUGACUCGACUCUGAUGGCAUGAAUUUUGUUCCAGAAUUAUGCUGCUUUAGUUGUUUUCUUCUUGCUGUCAAUGUAAAUACAACGAAGGUAGAGAAACGAUGGAGCAGGUCUGGUUUUCAGGCGUAGGGAAGUUUGGUCGCUGUGGUGAAGAGAGCACAUGCUACCCAGUUAGACCCGAGGUUCGCCCUCUCAGUCUGGAAGAGCCGAGAAGCAGCAGUGCCAGUCCUUUCCGCGCUUUGGCAGAGGCCUCGUGGCCCAGUAGAACGCGCACUGGACAGUGGGUUGGGAGGCUUGGGUUCUGGCCCGCUUUUACCUUCUGUACCCUUAGUUCCAUUACCUAUAAAGUAGGAAAAAAGAGUUCCCACCCUGACCAAGGGCUGUAUGCUGGGGGAUUAAAUGGAAGUACUUGGUAAGCUGAAAGGUAAAAAUGAAGCAUACUAUUAAUGUUUUUUCCUGAUCUCUUCUAGAGCUUUGCUUCAGUGUUGGGCAUCAACAUUAAACAGAUGAGACAGGGUAAAAUCACGUGCUGCCGCUGAGUCAGCUGGGCUUGUAGGAGGGGUUGAUUCAUUUGCCAGGUACCUGAGUUAACCUCUCCAGGUUCAUAGCCCUGCAUUCCAUGUGGCUGGCCCUCAGCAAGGCCUGUUUGAAAUCAAACGUCUAAGUGGGUACGGAGUUUCAGUUUGGGAAGAUGAAAGAAUUUCUGGAGACGGAUGUGGCGAUGGUUG